Molecule: messenger RNA, 1105 nt
Organism: Panonychus citri (citrus red mite)
Lineage: Eukaryota; Metazoa; Arthropoda; Arachnida; Trombidiformes; Tetranychidae
Exons: 1
Coding region: 198-1034 (278 amino acids)
Molecular function (GO): iron ion binding; oxidoreductase activity, acting on single donors with incorporation of molecular oxygen, incorporation of two atoms of oxygen
Source: RefSeq, a predicted model, not a curated record
UAAUUCUCAACCAUCAAGGAAUUUAAACAAUUAACAAUGAAACAGUUAAUCAAUUUAUCAAUCCCAAUAUGACAUUGAACAAAUAAUAUAAAUUAGGCUAAUUGAUCAAUCUAAUUUGGUUAUUAUUAAUAAUUAUCAUUAUAAACAUUACAUGUAAAUUGUAUUAUUAUUAAUAGAAUCAAAGAAAGUUGUUUUUUAUGAUUAAAAUGGGAAAACUAAUUGUUACCUGUGUAUUAAUUACCAUGAUUGUUUCAUGUUUAGCUGAUCCUGAGCGACCAGGUAAAUAUCUUAAUCAUGAUCGAACGGUGAUUAAUUGUGCUAAAUACAAGCGAGAAGCUAAUCAACACCAAUGUGUCCUUUCACCAAUCAAUGUCGAGGGUCCAUUUUACCUUCCCGAUGACCACGAGCGAUCUGAUAUAACCGAUGGUCAACCAGGUAUUCCCUUGGAAUUAACAAUUAACCUGGUCAAUUCAAAUGAUUGUAAUCCAAUGGGAAACAUGUACGUUCAUAUUUGGAGUGCAAAUGCCGUAGGUAAAUAUUCAGGUGUCGAAAAUUUUGGACCAUCAGAAGAGUUUGAUAAAGGUCAAGGUGGACAACAUCCCGAACCAGGUAAAGGUAAACCAGGACCUGGUUUACCUGGAAGACCAGAUCCAGUAACCGAUGAGCGAUUCCUCCGAGGUUACCAAGUGACCGAUUCCAAUGGUCAAGUCAACUUUAAGACCAUAAUUCCCGGCUGGUAUUUUCCACGUUGUCUCCAUAUUCAUAUUGAAGUUUAUCCCAAAAAUACAACUGAAAAAGCGGACAUUUUAUUUGUCGGUCAAAUUUACUUCAAAACCGAACUGGCCAAUGAGCUUAAACUGAUUGACCCUUACUCGGCCAACACCAACCCGAUAACCCUCAAUGAAAACGAUGAUCUUUUCACGGAAAGACACGGAAAUGAGACACUUCUUAAUCUAAUUAACCAUGGAAACAACUUCUCCACAACCAUCACCUUUGGUAUUAACCCUGAGGCUAAAAUUGAGAUUGAAGUUUAAUCCUUUACCUUUUUUCAAACAAUUAAAUUGUUUAUUUUUAACAUUAUUAAAAAACUUUUCGUGCAAUAAAA